CCAAACGGCAGCCAGAACACACACACAGACACAGCAAGAGUGAGGACGUUAAAAGGGAGAGUUGAAAGAGAGAAGCAAAGAAAGCCUCUUCUCUCAGUUUCCUUGUUGUUUUGCAUCCCUGAUAUGACCCUGUUCAGCCCAAGAUACAUGAGCAUGAGUGGAGAGUUGAAAUCCAGCCGCUCCAGGGCAGCGAGUAAGAGGGCCAGCAACACCACUUAUGGAUCUGAGUUCGACCUGGACUAUGACAGCUACCACGAGGACUACUAUGACAGGGCGUAUGACUACCAGCGUGUGCCGGCAUCCCUGUCUCCUCUGCCCCUGGGACCCAGUCUGGCCAAGCGAUCCCGUUCCUCCUCCCACUCCUCUGGGCACAGACGCAGUCGAGACAGAACCCACUCCAAAAGCUCCAGAGCCCAAUCCAGUUCAACCACAGCCAAGUUGGGCAUGGAGGAGUUGCAGGUGAUUAAAAAGGAGCUGACUCUGAUAAAGACACAGAUCGAUGGGCUGCUUGACAGUCUUGACAGGAUGGACACACAGAAGAAUGACCACAAAGGGUCUCCCCUGAGAGAGGACAGUCCAGCUGGAUCACCGUACGCUCUGUCUGCCAGCAGCCCCGAGCACUCCCUCUCCUCCCUCUCCCCACCCAGCUCCCGCCAUCGAAUCCACAGGGAGAAACCUGACCCGAGGGAGCCCGAUGAUGACCACCACACGAUGAGUAACCACAGCUCUGACCCCGAGGAGGAAAUAUGAGGGAGAAACAUGAGAAGACGUAGAAGACAUGGAUUAAGUGCCAAACGUGGAUGAAGAGAACAACAACCCCCAAGCCAACGCUCAUAUCAGAGGCUCAACUCCCCUCGAACAGGGUGUACAUAUCAGACAACACAAUACAUUUAAUUGUAUCACAGCAGCUUGGAUUCUUUUUCUUUACUUUUGAGUAAAACUAAAACUCUGACACAAGUGACUUUCACACACCAAGUACAUGCUCAAAAGAAUUAGAUAUGUCAGACUAAGAGAGUGAGAGAGUAAUUAUAAAGGUGAAAUUAACUUUUUAUAAUCCGGCGUAUCAGGUAUUCCUAUUAAAUUGUAUAUUAGAGGGUUUGCACCAACGCAUAUUCCAGUAUUGAUCCAAAUAUUUCAGUGUUAAUCCAAAUGAUACAAGAGGGUUCUCUGAUUAAAACCUUGUGUAAGCAGCUUACCAAUUUAUCUUGUCCACUUUAAAAGACUUCCUCUGAAACAUACUGCAUGACAGUAACAAACGGGAAUAACUGGAAUAUUGUAUGCAUGUACUGUAAAAUGAAAAUCACUUCUGUGGAUCUGUGGAGCAAAAGAAAUCUGUACACCCUCAAAUUGAUCUUUCAAUAGGGCUUUUUGUUGAUGCUCAACUCAUUUUUCUCUUUAUUGUAUUCUAAAAUAACAGAAUUGAACUAGUCAAAGUAAAUCACAUGUAUCCCUGAGAGAUUAUAGUAACACUGAUGAUUCAGAAGAGAAACAAGUUGUUUUCUGCCUGUAAGUAUCAGUAUGCCACAUCUCUGAAACAAAUUGUCUUUUCUCUAUUUUAAAUGUAUUAGAGGAAUGUUACAACUCUCUUCCAACAUGUAUUUGGCACUUUUAAUACAUGCAAAGGCCCAGGUCUGUGUGUAAUAUUGUGUAUUAUUGUAAACUUUACUGUAAUUGUUGAACUGUCUGAUUUAAAUCUUGCUUUAGGACUUCUCAUAUGUUUUUUCUUUUUAAAGAAAACAAUGAUGGUA
Molecule: messenger RNA, 1748 nt
Organism: Cottoperca gobio
Lineage: Eukaryota; Metazoa; Chordata; Actinopteri; Perciformes; Bovichtidae
Product: heterogeneous nuclear ribonucleoprotein C-like
Exons: 7
Coding region: 124-750 (208 amino acids)
Cellular component (GO): nucleus
Molecular function (GO): RNA binding
Source: RefSeq, a predicted model, not a curated record